Molecule: messenger RNA, 2301 nt
Organism: Acanthaster planci (crown-of-thorns starfish)
Lineage: Eukaryota; Metazoa; Echinodermata; Asteroidea; Valvatida; Acanthasteridae
Product: dolichol phosphate-mannose biosynthesis regulatory protein-like
Biological process (GO): dolichol phosphate mannose biosynthetic process; GPI anchor biosynthetic process
Cellular component (GO): endoplasmic reticulum membrane; dolichol-phosphate-mannose synthase complex
Molecular function (GO): enzyme regulator activity
Source: RefSeq, a predicted model, not a curated record
AUUUGGUUGCACAAAUAGCUGUCAUGGAAGGGCAACUGGUAUGGACCAAGUUCUGGGUAUGGGCCUUGUGGCCUUAGCCGGGGCAAUCUUCUCAUACUAUACAGUCUGGGUCAUAUUCAUGCCAUUCGUCGAUGAGGACCACUUUCUACAGCAUUUCUUCCUUCCCCGAUUCUAUGCCAUUGCUCUGCCUGUCGUAGCUGGGUUGAUCUUCCUCACAUUCAUUGGUGUCUUCGUGACGGCAGUCACUCUGAUGAAGAAGAAGAAAACCAAAUGACAGAGAAGCAAGCUUGGCAAAUCUAUUUGUACAAAGUGGCAUAAUUCACUUUUUUUUUAUUGAGUGCUGUUAAUUGCUCAAAAGGAGCAUUACAAAGUCCAAAACAGGAUUGGAGAUGUACAAGUAUUUAAUUUUAGAAAUCAGAGGAUUUGGGACUGUAGUUUCUCUUUUACCAGUACAGGUAAUGACUUUGUACGAAAAUUCAAAUGAGGAUGAAGUAGACUUUGAAAUUUUUUUCCUUUUACUGUAACAUGUACACACUCAGCACUGCGUACUUAGUGCCAUUUGUGAGCCUGUAACAACAACAACAAAUAAGAAGCUUGCUCAGUUGCGACACAAACCCACGAUCUCCAGCUUACUGGUGUAGAUGCCCUAACCACUCAGCCACCAACCUUGCCAUCGUAAGCUAGGGGUUUCAAAGGAAAAUCAAAUCAAACAUUGGCAUGCUUUGUAUUAGAGAUGACGUAUCUGUGUAAGUGCCCUGAGUAAAGCCAUGUCAUUGAAGGCUUGUCUUAUGUCUAAAAAUGCUUUUUUGGGGAUUUGUAGAAAAAUUUUGAAAGAGAAAUGACAGCUGCAGUGGAAAAAUUGUACAGUUAUAAAUGGCUCAAUGCAAACACUUGUUAAAUUUAGAUCCGUUUAUAUGUAUAUUCAUAGUCUAUAGCAAAAUUGUAAAAAGGAAUUAUGAGACAUCCUUGGAUGCUACAGGGCUAGAGUAGGAUCCCAUUUACCAGUGGCUACAGUGGCUCUUAUUUCGGCCUACCCAUUACGGUCAUUUUGUCAUGCCCCUAAAUAUGAAAUUUCAAGCUCUACUAAUACUGGUAUGUGAAGCCACAAUGGCAAACAGCACCUUGGACAAAUGAAAUGGCAAUCAAGGAUAUAAUCAUAGCAUUUGAGCAUCUCAUAAUUUGUUAUAUCACUUUGGCAGCUAGUGUGACUGUGAUACAGAGUACCCAAGUGAAUAUGUCAUGCGCACAAUUAGUGUGUAAAAGGCAUUAGCGCGAGAACCAGCGUGUGAACCAACACGCGCGCGUACUCCAUUUGUUUGCACUGCACUUUCUGGUUCACAGUGACAUCACAUUUCGGUACUCUAUUACAUUCAAGGAUACACAGCACAGGGGACGUAUGUUCUAUUGUGGGAGGAUUUCGGGGGGGGGGAGAAUUCAAAUGUGAAAAGGCAAUGUGCACAUGCAGCCAAAUUUUUUGUGAGCUUCUCGGCCAGGCCUUACUUCCGUACUCCAUUUUGGUGGUAAAUUAUAAUAGUUUCUAUCAUUAGUAUCCAUGGAAACUAGUACUAUUUAAGGCAACCUUAUAAUAGGAGAUCUUAAUGACAUCCUGUGGUACCACAGUGAUGUCCUAGGAUACCAUGAUACUUUGAGAUACCAAAAAAGCACUGGAGCAAAUUAAUAAAUAAUAUGUCUUCAGGCAAUUCCAUUGAAUAUCUUAUCAAAAGAAAGGUCCAACUCCACCCUUUUGGCCCAGGCCUAUGAGAGGUAAUUGAUUUCCGUUGCAACUUCUGCAAAAUAUAUGCACUUUUUUCUUUUGAACUGAAAAAAGGUUUUGUUGGAGUUGGGCUCUUCUUUCAAUUAGGUAUUCAAUUAGAAACUUACUAGAGUAGCUAAAGGCCUCUUAGGAUACCAUAACAGCAUUUUAGAAAACUGGUGACAUCAUAGGAAAUCAUGAUGGCAUCUUACAUCACCCUAGUGGCAUCUCAAGAUGUCCCAGGAUACAGGGAAGAGUACUUUGGAAUCCUAUGGUUUCAGAGCAUCUGAGCUUAAUACACAACAGGAGUUCAGACUUCAGUAAUAAAAGUCAGAGGCCUGAAUAUCUCUUGAAUGUACAGUCUUACUGAAUGGCAAAAAUUUGAAAUAUUUAUUUGUCUAACUUGAUUUUAUCGUGGUCUUAUCAGUUUGUCACAGUGUUUGUGCGUAACACAGGCGUACCAUUCUAAAAAUGUCACGAGCAUCAAAAAAUGAUGUCUUGAGUAUCAACAGAAUAAUAAAGUGUUCGUUUUGAUACUUCACUUUGAA